UCCGCGGUCCCUCGAAGCCAGCGCACGCCGCGCCCCGCCCCCUCGGCACGCAGGCUCCGCGCGAGCUCGCGCACGCGCGCGCGCGCACUUUUCAGAGCCUCACUCUGGCCAGCGGGGAUCAACGGGCGGAGGCUGGGCUGCUGAAGUACGAGGGGCGGAGCCCGGGCCGCCACCGCCGCCUUCACCGCCGCCGCCGCCGCCGCCGCCGCUGCCGCCAAAGAGGAGCAUGUCUGCAACUCGAGCCAAGAAAGUGAAGAUGGCCACCAAAUCAUGCCCCGAGUGCGACCAACAGGUUCCUGUUGCAUGUAAAUCAUGUCCCUGUGGUUACAUAUUUAUUAGCAGAAAACUUUUAAAUGCAAAACACCCAGAAAAAUCACCAUCUUCUACAGAGAAACAGGAAAAGGAAAUUGACAUCUAUGCUAACCUCUCUGAUGAAAAGGCUUUCGUGUUUUCAGUCGCCUUGGCAGAAAUAAAUAGAAAAAUUAUUAAUCAAAGACUUAUUCUCUGAUAUUUGUCUGCAAAAUGUGUUGAAACUUUCUUCAGGAUUACAUCAGCAAAUUCUCAAACAGUUAUGAACUCCCAGGAGCAUUCUGACUGCAUCAAUAAGGGCCAUUGAUUGUUUUUUUUUCUUUAUCAUUUAGCCUGUGGCACACUUUGGGAGCAAAGCUGCAGGCUUGGACUGUUCUGGGAUUUCCUUGUUUACCAAGGAGUAUUGUCAGUGUUUUGUGUUUGGGAUAUAGUGUAUUAACCCCCCCCACCCCCCACCCCCCCUGCUGAAAAAAAGAAAAAAAGCUGGAUGGCUUUUACAGGAUUAAGGGGUAGGGUUGGGAGUGGAAGUAAGAAAACUAGAGAAAUAAAAUGAUAGUUUGCAGAUUUGACACCAGAGAUGCAAUAUUUUAAAUACUUUGAAAAAGAGUGACUUUUAAAAAUAUAUAUUUCAGAUUUUCAGCACUAACAUUGCAUAUUUGCAGUUCAUUUAGUAAAUUGGCAAUUGAUAUUUUAUUGAAUGGGGAAUUAAUAAUAUAAACUGUAAAUUUUGUCUUAAAUUGAUUUUUUUCUUGGCCUUUAUUUUUAUAACUUAAGGUAUGAGUUAUAUUUUAGAAGCUACUUUCUAGUUUGGAAGUUUGGGUGCUAUAUGAAGAAAAACAUUUAAGGAUAUAUCAUACUUCAGAUAUAAACUCCUUGUUUUCUUGAAUGUAAUUUAUUUAUUAAUUAAAAAAAAUACUUUUUUGCUCUCAAGAUGGUGCCUGUUAACCUAAACAUAAAAUAUAUUUAUUACAUGCAAAAUAUUUCUUAGAUAGCCACUUUGAAGCAGUAAUGUUCUUUCUGAAUGGAUGUUCAUUUAUACAUCCUGAAAAUUAUUUAAAUUGUUACUUAACCUCACUCUGGAGGAAAAAAAUAAACCUUAAUAUUGAAACUAAUAGAUUAAAUAGUUUGGUAUAAGCUUUUUGUUCUAGUGAAGUUUGUGAACUGUAUUUAAAUUAUUAAUUUUCUAGUGUUAAAUGAUAAUUGUUUAUAGUUGAUUUGUUUUAUACUAAAUGCUUUUGCAUUUUUGUAUAUCGAUUUAAUGCUUAACAUAUUCAAACUUGAUAAUGACUUCCCUUAUUUUAAGUCGACUGUGGCCUCCCCCUUCCCCCCCACCCCAUCUGUUUGGAAGUCCUAAAGCCUUAUUAAGGAAUGUAGGCAGCAGUUAGACUUAGUCCUUACUUAAGAGAACUUUCCUUUCAAUUUCAACAACAGCAUUGUCAGCUUCAGAGUGCAUCUCCCAUUACCUCCCAGAAGAAAAGAGGUUUACCUUUUUUUCUACUUUAUUUAAAUGGUAGCCAGCAGAGGGAGCUUAAGAGGUUCUCUAGGUAGGAUGUAGGAUUUUCCUAAAAAUUCCUUUUCCCUCAAUCCCCAUAUUUACCUGCAAGUACUACUACAAUUAUCUUGUAUGCAUUUUAAAGCCCUAGUAAUAAAGUUUAUUCCCAGAAAUGUUAAUGUGAUUUUAUCUAUGAAAUAUAAGAAAACUUUAAAUUUUGAGAAAAAAACUUAAGAUUAAUAUCUAAAAAUGCUUAUGAACUUAAUACAGGCAUACCUCCAAGAUA
Messenger RNA from Balaenoptera musculus (blue whale), 2087 nucleotides. RefSeq names its product chromosome 19 C16orf87 homolog (gene HDIP1). NCBI's taxonomy places the organism in Eukaryota, Metazoa, Chordata, Mammalia, Artiodactyla, Balaenopteridae. The transcript is spliced from 3 exons. The coding region runs from base 227 to 508 and encodes 93 amino acids. The record is from RefSeq and is a predicted model, not a curated record.